This is a messenger RNA of Rhizophagus irregularis DAOM 181602=DAOM 197198, 768 nucleotides long. RefSeq lists its product as uncharacterized. NCBI's taxonomy places the organism in Eukaryota, Fungi, Glomeromycota, Glomeromycetes, Glomerales, Glomeraceae. The record is from RefSeq and is a predicted model, not a curated record.
CGAAUUGUCUAUAAAAGGAGUGCCAAAAUUACCAGCCAAAAGAUCAUUCAAAUGAUUGAAGAAAUACUCUUAUUAACAAAAAUAAUAAUAUCAAGAUACUCAUUUGCAGUAUAUAUCAUCCUUAUUUGCGAGAUAUUAAAAAUAAUUUUGAUAAAAUUUAUUAUCGUUAUAAUUUGAGAUAAAAUGACUACAAUUAAAAACUAUCAUAAUCAAAUUGUACUUAAGGAUGAGGAUAGAGAUAUGAUUAAAGCUCAACGAAACUACCUCAUCAAAAUGUAUGGAAUGACAAUGGAGGAUAUAAAAAUAUUAGAUAAGAUGGCUGAUAGAAUUAGGGAAAGAUGGUUAAAAUUACAAGAAAAGCUCAAACCUUUGAAUAGGAUAGACCAAUUUAAAGAAAGGUGUAUGGAAAAUGAAAUUGAAACUUAUCAAUCAAGUCUUGGAAAAAUAGAUAAAAGAGUUAGAGAAUUUAAUGAAGAAAUAUCUUAUAAAAUUAUACAAUGCAAUACCCAAUUAGGAUAUGAUGAAAUCGAUUUAGAUAGUGAUUAUGAGGAUAGCAAAAAUGAAACCCCAACUGAAUCAGAGGAUGAGAAAGAUAGUGACGAGGAUUUAAGUGAUAAUGACUCUGAAAGAGAAGAGAGAGCAAUGUCACCAAUACCAUAUCCAUGUUGUAAUGAAAUACAUUGCAUAUGCUAUGAUCAAAUUGAAAUUGAUAAAGAAUAUGAAGAAUAUUGUUUGAAUCAGGUUGAACAAAUGGCUGAAAAUCAUUAA